AUGGACCACCCCAACGCUUCACAAGCCUCCUUCGCCCACCUGGACCAACUCCAUAGCAGUCAGCUGCAUAGUCGACGACUUCGACCACCGGACUUGGAGAAAAUGGCUCUUGGUGACGAGAACCGCACUCCCCUCCGACCCAAUACGGAAAGGACCCGCCGUCGGGAUUCCAAGCUCCUCGGCCUGUUUAGCCGCCAGAAGAGCACCGUUGAUUUAUCUCUGCCUCACCCGCAACAAUCACCGCAACCGCAACCGCAACCCGCCUUCUCAUCCUCGGUAAGAGACCUGGAGCUACCUCCAAGGGGUGGUUUACGUGCAUCCCUCGCCGAGAUUAGCAAUUGGCCCUAUGCACUUCAGUCUACUCGCUCCGAGACCGCAAUGCUCGAUCCAACUAUCCCAUCCCAGCUCUCUGUAUCGCCCGGUCAUCACAGGCCACCCCCUCCUCCACCCAAACCGAGUAGGAGCCCUUCAUUUACAAAUAAUAGUAUGCCGGUACCGAAUCCUCCCAGCUUGCCUCCCGCAAGAUCGACAAGGGGAGCUUUGGCAACGUGGGACCCGCCGCCGUUGUUCCAAGGCUAUCCCCAGGCCAUACGAUACAUUGAACUUCCGGCUUGUACCCAAUCAGCUGAGGCCAUCCUUCGCAUGAAUGGAAGAAGCACUACCGAUCAAGUCGAGCCCGUUCCGGACAGGGCUUGGGAUAAGGGGAAAAGGAAACAUCGACGAGCUAGCUCAGGAAACUUUCUGAAGACUGAUUGGACGACCAAGAUUUACAUCUUGGUCACAUCGGGCUAUUUACUCCAGUAUUCUGGCGAGGGCUCCUUCGACCGACUUCCAGAGAAGAUUCUUCCCCUGGGAAAGGACUCGGUUGCCUUCGCCAGCGACGUCAUUCCCGGAAAGCACUGGGUAGUCCAAGUAUCAGCUUCUAUGGACUCUGACGGCACUGCGACCACUGACCCUCGGGCCUCGAUCCUGUCCCGGCUGCCGUUCCGUGGGCCCGAGAGGAGACAGGCUUCACACUUCCUCAUGGUAUUUGAGUCCGCCGAAGAGAUGGAUCAGUGGAUUGCUAUUCUUCGUCGCGAGAUAGAGCACUUGGGUGGCAAGAAGAACUUGUCCGAGACCGGGAAGCCCAAGGCCGAUGAAGAAAGACUCGAACUCCGGACGCAGCCCAGUCAACGAACCCUGGUACUCAGGGACCCCGAACGUUUUGCACGACCGCCAGUAUUGGACGGCGGGGACCCAUGGGGUAAUGAUGGACACAGUAACGGACAGGAUGCGCAAUCCACACUGUUGACCGACUUGGAUGCGGCAACGGAUCAUCAGUCAUUUGACGAAUUGUCGACAACCAACAGCACGACUUCCCAUGAUGGGAGACAGCUGGACAACCUAAGGGAUGGUUCGAAUCGGCUGUCCUUCAUCUCUUCGAGCCAGCGAACGUUUGUAACUUCGGAGGGCACAUCGCCGGCGUGCUCGCCGAGUCGAACCAGCUUUUCCAGCCAAAUUGAGGAUGGUCCGUUUUCGAACGACGGUACGCUGACGGAAGCAAAACCGAGGCCAAAUGCACAGGCGAUUCUGCAAAGAAGGAUUUCGAUACAGGCUGCCAACCCCUUUACAGAUCUUCAGGUGAUACCGCAAGCACAAUCUUCACGAUCCAGCAGAACGUGUCAUUUAGAUGGCCAUCAGCAAAGCGUGACAAAUACGUAUUGCACACGGAACUUCAGCAUGCCGCACUCUGCAAACAAGCGUUUCUCGGUGAUCUCCAGCCCCGGCUCGUCUCCGGAGCCCGCGCUGGAACUGUCACCACAUGCAACGGGACUGUCAGCGCCACCAAGACCCUCUUCGAAAAAGGGACCCCCGCCCACAUUGGGAUUCUCCAGGCCACUAUCUGUUGUUCCCGAUCACCCUUCCCCAAUCUCGCCACCAGGGGUUCCGAGGAAGAAAAACGGCGACAACAGGCAGUGGGGGGUAGGUGCACAUAGCCCCGAACCACGCUCUAUAUUCCAGAUCUGGGCUCAAGAGGCUUCGACAAAGCCGCCUUUGGCCCCGCCGGAGGUGACGCAUACGGAUGAACCUGCGAGACGCGCCAGUGUACACGCUCUCAUGCCCAGCAGGAUGCCUCGCCAUUCACCAAACUCUCAAGGUCGACAACAGAACCGUAGUAAUAAUACCCCAAAAGCCGCAACUGCUGAACACGGCUGUGUCAGACGAAGGUCUUUUGCAUCGCCAGGCGUCUCUACAAUGUCUGAGACCGAUCCGCAAGGUCGUUCAGGACGUGCCGCUUCGUCCGCGGCGGCUUUUCGUGGCUCGCCAACACCGCAGCAUCGCAGCCCACCUCGAUCAAGCGUACGUUCCCGAAGGGUGAGCAUGUUUGAUCGUGGGUGCGAUGGAGAUGGGGCGAAAGUGGGCUUUGGGCGAGUAUGCUACAAUGGUAAUCCCCAGGAGCUGUCGCCACAGCAGCCGCCGCCGCCGCCGCCGACGGAAGGGCCACCAACGCGUCCACUUCCUCUACCGCCCACAUCACAGCCUAAGCAGACGCGACAACGUUCGAUGCGAAAUUCGCCCGUCAAGGCAUGGGCCGACGACGAUGACAUCGACGACGGCACCACCGAGAGGUUGCCCGACCCCCAGACCAUCGUCAACAAGGACGGCACAAAGACCAUCAUCAGCUGGCGCUUCAACGACCAGGGCCAAAAGGUCAAGACGACGCGGCGGGUGCGGCUGACGACGCACCGCGAGGUGGUGAACCCCCGCGUGGCCGAGCGCAAAAAGUGGGAAAAGUUUGGCCUGUCGGCCAAGGACGGCCCGGGCCCGGCCUCGGACACAACCUCGGUCGGCGAGAACAUCAUCUUCCGCCCCUCGGCCAACUGGCGCAAGGACCAGAAGGACGAGAGCAAGGACGCCAACGCCAACGCCAUGAAGGACAAGCUCAAGGACAAGAAGGUCAAGUGCAGAAUCUGCAACGGAGAGCAUUUCACUGCCCGCUGUCCUUACAAGGAUACCAUGGCUCCCAUCGGCGAGGCCGCGCCCGCUGGCGGAGUCGGUGUCGGCGGCGACGACGAGGGUGGCAUCCUGUCCGCGCCUGGUGCGGCCGGCGGCGCUGGUGCCAAGAAGGGCUCGUACGUGCCGCCCGCUCUGCGUGGAGAUCGCAAGGAGGGCGAGAAGAUGGGCGGAGGCGCCGGCGGCAAAUACGGCGAGCGCGACGACCUCGCCACGCUGCGCGUCACCAACGUUUCUGAGAUGGCAGAGGAGCAAGAGCUGCGGGAUAUGUUUGAGCGCUUUGGUCGCGUCACCAGAGUGUUCUUGGCUAAGGACCGGGAUACAGGUCUGGCCAAGGGUUUCGCCUUUAUCAGUUUUGCAGACAGAGAAGACGCCGUCAAGGCGUGCAACAAGAUGGACGGCUGGGGUUUCAAGCAUCUCAUUCUCAGAGUCGAGUUCGCCAAGAAGGCGACCUGA
This is a messenger RNA of Pyricularia pennisetigena, 3450 nucleotides long. RefSeq lists its product as uncharacterized. The record is from RefSeq and is a predicted model, not a curated record. The transcript is spliced from 3 exons. Gene Ontology annotation, cellular component: eukaryotic translation initiation factor 3 complex; cytoplasm. Gene Ontology annotation, molecular function: translation initiation factor activity; RNA binding. Lineage: Eukaryota; Fungi; Ascomycota; Sordariomycetes; Magnaporthales; Pyriculariaceae. Bases 1 to 3450 code for a protein of 1149 amino acids.